Molecule: messenger RNA, 620 nt
Organism: Marmota flaviventris (yellow-bellied marmot)
Lineage: Eukaryota; Metazoa; Chordata; Mammalia; Rodentia; Sciuridae
Source: RefSeq, a predicted model, not a curated record
GUACAGUGCAUGGGGAGGGUACACCACCCACCUUCCCGGCUGCAGUGCCACCAGAUGACUCCAGCAGACCUCACAGCGUCUAUGAGAACUUCCAGCACUGGCAGCGCUUCAAGACACUGGUCUGCAGGCACCUUCCUCAGACUCCUGAUGUGGAAGCACUUUCCUGCUUCCUCGUCCCAGUGCUUCCAUCUCUGUCCCAAUGGGAGCCCACCAUAACCAUGGAAGAGGGCCUGCUGAAGGGUUUGCAGGAAUGGCAGUGCACAAGCAACUUUGACAGAAUGAUCUUCUAUGAGUCUGCAGAAACGUUGUCCUCAUGCAUGACAUACCAGACCAAGGUGCACAAGAAUAAGGUGGCCAAGACCAAAGGGCCUGAGAUCAAGGUGCCCGAGGAGAUCCCACCUGAAGCCAUCCAAGAGUACAUGGACAUCAUAGAUGAGCUAUUCGGGCCUACUAAUUUUGCCAAUCUCCUGAGCUAUGUUGAUGAGGACUUUGUCAACAAGGCAGAGAAUAUGAUUCAUCCCCACUUUCUUAAAGAAUUACUUUCCUCUAAACCAUAUAUAAAUAUUAAUAUCUUGGCCCUAACAAUGGUGGAGCAGCAGGAAGGACUCACUACUGAUCAG